Molecule: messenger RNA, 3218 nt
Organism: Xyrauchen texanus (razorback sucker)
Lineage: Eukaryota; Metazoa; Chordata; Actinopteri; Cypriniformes; Catostomidae
Product: membrane progestin receptor alpha-B-like
Exons: 2
Coding region: 339-1421 (360 amino acids)
Biological process (GO): response to steroid hormone
Cellular component (GO): plasma membrane
Molecular function (GO): steroid binding; nuclear steroid receptor activity
Source: RefSeq, a predicted model, not a curated record
GAGAAACUCAUAGGAGGAAGAAGACAUUUCCCAGUCUCUUUGCAUAUUUAGCCGAUAUCCAUUCGGAUAUUUGCAGUGCCAGAUUUGCAGAAGACAAUAAAAGAGAAUUCCCUGGAUACAUCAGUGUGUCUUCAGUUCUGACCUGGAAUACCUGUAGCUGUCACUUCUUUAGGAUAUACUGUAUAUUCCAGAGAGGCAGAGAGAAGUCAGGAAAACAUGUACAAGAUGUUUCAUUAGAUGCCUUUUAUAAGUGUUAAACUGUCUGGCUCUGUCUUAUUUCCCGCUAAUUCGAUUGAAGUGCUCCAGUUAAGUGCUUAGACGGUGCUCCAGAUAUCACCAUGGCAACAAUUGUUAUGGAGAAGAUCGGCCGACUCUUCUUUAACCUGCAGCAGGUGAGGCGAGUUCCCCAAAUGCUCACCGACACUUUGCCUUCAAUGCCUGGCACCCUGCGUGACACUGAGGUGCCCUGUUUUUUCCGUGAGCGAUACAUCCACUCUGGCUAUCGGCCACUCCACCAGAACUGGCGCUACUACUUCCUGUCUCUCUUACGCCGCCACAACGAGACCAUAAAUGUUUGGACGCACCUUGUCGGGGCGUUAGUGAUGCUCAUAAUGACAGCCCAACUUAAUGAGACUGUAGAUUUCAUCAAUGACCCUCAUUCCUGGGCUCUACUCAUUCUUCUCUUGUCAUCAACAGGCUACUUGACCUUCAGUGCCAUGGCCCAUUUGUUGGCGGCAAAAUCUGAGCUCUGCCAUUAUUCCUUCUUCUACCUGGAUUAUGUAGGUGUGGCGAUGUAUCAGUAUGGGAGUGCAGUGGCACACUACUACUAUGCCAUUGAAGAAAGCUGGCAUGCAUGUGUCCGGGGCUUUUUCAUGCCUAUUGCUGGUCUGCUAUGUUGCCUUUCCUGCUUCGGCUGCUGUUAUGGGAAGUAUCGGAAUUACAGUCUACCUCCUUGGGUUCGUAAAGUAGGUCAAGUUUUGCCUUCAGCUCUAGCUUAUGGUUGGGACACAAGCCCUGUGUUUCAUCGUUUGGGCCUCUGGUUUCUAUCUUGGGCGAAGGGCGAUUCCAGAGACAUUCCUGCACUGACCUUUCACUUUGGCCAGGUGGCGUUCUUUCUUUCCAGUGUGUUUUUCUUCACCCAGCCUUUUCCAGAACGCUGGUUGCCCGGUCACUGUGACUUCCUGGGUCAGGGUCAUCAAUUAUUCCACGUGCUGCUGGUUUUGUGUACACUGUGCCAGAUCCAUGCUUCAACUUUAGACUACCUGAACCGACGCCACCUCUACGUUCUACUCCAUUCUGGUGGCGAGGCAUUGUUCUUUGUUGUUCUGUAUAUUGUAACAGUGGUCACAUGUGCUCUAAUAGCCUUAUAUAUGCUUGGGAAAGUAAAAAGAUUGCUCGGCUGCCGGGAAAAAAUUAAGUAAAAAGUAGGAGGAUGUUUCUUCAACUUGGCAAUUUCAUGUCCUAGGGGUUAAUUUUUAUUAAAACAAACAGAUUAAAUUUUUUUCUUUUAGUUAUAUUGUAAGGUCUCAUUAAAACUGAAUUAGAAACUUUUUACUAUUUCUUCAACAUUUAUUUUGGUACUUUUCAAAUGCCUUUUAUGUAGGCCUAUAGUUUUGACUGUUUUAGCCUUGACUCAGACUUUCAAUGAUCCCAUUUACAAGAACAGCAAUACGCUGAUUACUCAGACAAACUGCGAAGAGGCAUGUGCACAACAUGUGCGCACAUUGGAUCAACUGGUAAGAACGCCAGUAAAGGUGUUUACAUGCAACGCAGAAUCGGUGUAAUAGACAAUAAUCUGCCUGUCUAUCGGUUUAUUCUAAUGUCAUUUAUGAAUUUACAGCAAUAAAGGAAAGCCGUUUAUGGUAUUUACAUGACCACAUGUUGUCAGCUUAAUCAGUGUCAGCAAGGCCGUGUUUGAUGUGAAAUAUGAGACAUGUGAAAAUAAUUACAAUCAUUUUGUGCAAAUAUCAUCUACCAAAAAAAGAAAUUUGAAUGUAGAAAAUUUUUUCAAUGAGACUUUACUUUCUAGAAAUCCAAAGGAAUGUGCCUAAAGUUGAAGAAACACCCAGGAAUAUUUUGACAGAUGCUUGAAGCAACAGUUCACACUUUCCAAUGCAACUCUCAAAUAGUUUUUGGGGAACUAUUCCUUUUAGUGUUAAAUGGUAAAUUCACCCUAAAAUUAACAUUUUGUCAUCAUUUACUUUUGAUCAUGUCGUUCCAAACUAUUUUUUCAUGGAAGGCAAUAGUUACCACACAAUGAAGUGUCUGUUAGUGUGUUUCAUUCUGCUAUACAUUUCCCUUUGUGUUUAGAAGAAAGUAAAAUCAUUUUGCAGGGAAGAAAAACAGUCAUAUGCUUUUGGAACGAUGUGAGAAUGAGAAAAAUAAUGACAGCAUUUUCAUUUUUGGGUGAACUAUCCCUUUAAGAACUUAUCUUUUAACAAUGGGCCAAGCCACACAUAUUUAAAUAUGUGAAAAUUCUCAGUGCUUAAACUUAUUGUGAUAGUACUCUUGAAUGUAUUCAUGAAUUUAUUAAGUGCCUUUCUGAGAGUCUAGUAUUUAUCACACACCAGCCAGAAAGUUGACCUUAUGAAGCCAGCAUACAAAAUUAGUACAGUACUUUAUAUUGAAAAUGUCAUUUUUAUGGCUCAAAUAAAACCUUAUGUACUUGUCCAUGGACAAAUCAGAAUAGGACAUUAAUCUGGGAUCUAUUGAAUGUAUCACUUUAUGUCAUUAUCAUUAAAUACUUAACAUUUAACAAUAAGCCAGUAUAAACAGGUAAUUAAUGUUGAUAAUCGUGAUCUUAUUUUUCAAAUGUAUUCAGUACUUUUGUGAAUAAGACUCUGGUAUUUAAAAAGUGAGAUACUGUAUUUCUGUCAGCAAGCAGUGUUGGGGAACUCCUGUUGUACUUGCUGAAAUUUUAGAAGUCUUAUCACAAUUUAGACUAUUCUGUAUUUCUUAUACUGCGUACUCAAAAGGUACUAAUGCAAGAACACCCCCUGUUGUGCUUUUGGAAUAGUUUACUUUAGAAUGAAAGCAGCAUAAAUGACUUUUUAACUGCACAUAUUUUUUAGAGGAUAACAAACAUUUGCACUUAUUGAGCUUUAUUGGUAGUUUGCAUUUAUUAGCCAUAGUCUGAUUUUCACUGUACUUGCUGGUCUUUGAUUUUAUUGCACUGUAUUUUAUUCAAGUACUAUGUAUGCCAAUUAAAAAGGAUAUUA